Molecule: messenger RNA, 1497 nt
Organism: Paramuricea clavata
Lineage: Eukaryota; Metazoa; Cnidaria; Anthozoa; Malacalcyonacea; Plexauridae
Source: the annotation of a GenBank genome assembly
AUGGUGUAUUAUGAUGACCUAGAAACCUGUAAUCCACUUGGAUCAAGGGCAACUAAACAUAAACUUGGUAAUUUGGGAAUGCAUUAAUAAUGAGUAUAUACUUGCACAAACUGUUGUGCUCUUCAGAAUCUAAAUUGAGGCUAUAUUAUUCAGAGAAUGCAUACGGCUAUACCACCGAAACUGUAAAAAAUGAGAAAAUUUCAUAUAUUUUCAGGAGCCUUUUACUACACUCUUGGUAACAUUGAACCUAUGCAUAGGUCAUCAGAAAAGGCGAUCCAACUUCUAUGCUUAUGCAAAACAUUGAACAUAAAGAAAUAUGGGAUAGACGCUGUUCUUCAACCAUUCAUGGCAGACUUACAAAAGCUAGAACAGGCAAAUAUAUCUACAAUCAAUGAGUAAUAGUGUAUUCAUAAUUUCUUUCAUUGCCAGUACUGUAGCUGAGAAUAGUAACCUGCAUGUAACCUGUUAGGGACGCCAAAUGUAUAAUUCAAGUAUUCCAGAAUAUAUAAUCAGUUUUCUACACAUUUCAGGAUGAAGGUCACGAAUUCCAUAUCAAUGGUUCAGUGAGGAGGUUCCGUGGAUCAGAGGGUUAAACUAAUUUAAGCAUUAUUAUUUGCAUGGCAAAGGACUCAGAUGGUACUCUGUCUUAAUGCCGGCCAGGACAAUAUUUUGGUUAAUAUUAGCUUAUCUUGAUAUAUAAUCACCUUAGAUCUGAUAUCAUCAUCAAUUCCAAGGCAGUGACGGCAAAUACAAUGUGCCUGACAACCCUCUUUGAAACCUCCUAAUAAUUGAUUACCUUAGAUCUGAUAUCAUCAUCAAUUCCAAGGCAGUGACGGCACAUACAAUGUGCCUGACAACCCUCUUUGAAACCUUUGAGCCAGGAUAAUCACCAGACGCAUAAUGACAAUGGUAAAUAGUUUUGCCAACCCAAUUAAGUUGCAAUAGCCUACCACAGGCAAGUAAAAUGUCUGCUGUUAUAGAUAGAGAAAAUUUAAUCGUCUUGCAACCGAGCAAAAUACUAUUAAAGUGAUGCAUGUUACUAAUGGCACAUUGCCACAUGAAGGGUUAAUUAAACUUCAAACACAUAGUAUGCUGUUCAAACUUAUCUUUAAUUUUUAGUUUCAUGAGAAAUAUUUUGUGCUGCACACAAAAGAUGGCUACGACCAAUGCUGUGACCAAGUUUUGGCAUUUGGUGAACACUUUAGCAAAACAUAUGGCAUAAACAGAAGAUCUAUUCUCAAUGAAAGCAGAUUUUUUCAUGUUGUUGGUCGCCUACCUACAGAUGCCAUGCAUGAUAUAUUAGAAGGUGUCUUACAUUAUGAGAUGAAAGAGAUGUUGAAAGAUUUCAUCAAAGUCCAUCACAUGUUCACCUUAGAAGAUCUGAAUAGCAGAAUCGCCAGAUUUGAUUUUGGAUACUACAAUGAUAAGAACAAACCUUCGCCUAUUACGGAACAAAAAUUAUCAUUAAAUGAUCACAGUCUAAAACAACAUGGUUAG